UCAUUAAAGCAAAGUGAAAGAAUAAAACUGAGAGUAAAGAAAACAGCUGGGUGUGGUGGUACACACCUUUGUUCCAAGAACUCGGGAGGCAGAGGUUCUACAGAACUCAGAACUCACCCUUGACCUCUGACCCUCAACGGAUUGGAUACCCCUAACAACUCAUUUCCUGUCUCCCACUUCCUGUCUUCCACUUCCUCAUUUCUUCAAACUAGCCUUGGCUAGUUUCAUCAGGCAACAUGGUCUGGCUUCGAGGGCAUCGUAGACGCAGACGCCACCGCUGCCCACUCCGUUUCUCCCAAGCUAGAGUUGGCUACCCUCUGGUGUUCUUGCAGCCUCCUGUAGCUCCAUUAGCUCCUCUGCCUUCUCAAGUGCGUCAUAACUACCAUCCUGAAUGCGAAACAGCUAUCAAUAGCCAUAUCAAGCUGCAACUUUAUUCCUCCUAUGUCUACCUGUCCAUGGCCUUCUACUGUGACCGUGAUGAUGUCGCCCUGGGGAACUUCACAUCCUUCUUCCUGAGUAAGUCACAGGAGUGUACUGUGCACUCCGAGAUGUUCCUGUCAUUGCAGAACCAGCGUGGUGGCCGCAUCUCUCUCGACAAUAUUAACAAGCCAGACCGGUCUGACUGGCUUGGAGGCCUUUCAGUUAUGGAGGAUGCCCUGCAACUGGAGCUGACCCUCAACCAAAGCCUCCUGGAUCUGCACCAGCUAGCAAUUGAAAAAGGUGACACCCAUCUAUGCAACUUCCUGCAACACCAUUGCCUUCAACAGCAGGCUAACGUCCUCAAGGAGAUAGGCGGCUAUCUGACCAAUUUGCGCCAAAUGAGGUUCCCAGAAAAUGGUAUGGCAGAGUACCUCUUCGGUCGGCUUUCCCUGCCUGGUACUAGCAAGAAAUGAGCUGAGACUGGCCUCUUUGUCAUCAGGGUUUCCAGGCAGGCUGGCUAUGUUCCACUUCCAGCAAGUUUACUGGUUUUCCUUUGUGUUUGA
Molecule: messenger RNA, 983 nt
Organism: Jaculus jaculus (lesser Egyptian jerboa)
Lineage: Eukaryota; Metazoa; Chordata; Mammalia; Rodentia; Dipodidae
Product: ferritin heavy chain-like
Exons: 2
Coding region: 237-893 (218 amino acids)
Biological process (GO): intracellular iron ion homeostasis; iron ion transport
Cellular component (GO): cytoplasm
Molecular function (GO): ferrous iron binding; ferric iron binding
Source: RefSeq, a predicted model, not a curated record